AACUACUCUUUCUUUUUUUUCUCUUUUCUUUUCUCUCCUUCCAAACACUUCUCCUUCACAUUUCUCUCACACUCCAACGUAAUAUUCCCUCAUAUACAUAUAUAUAUAUAUAUAUUUAUAUCUACACACGUCUAGAUAUCUACAUCCCUCUUACCCUACAUCGGUUUAUAUAUAUAUAUAUAUAUUUGCACAGAUCUCACCAUCUGUCUUCCUCUCUGUGUCUCGUUUCCUCACCGACUCAAUUUUAAGCUAAUUAAGAAUCACGAGAGAAAAUCAGAGGGAGAAGAAAAACCGGAUUGAAGAUCCAAAUAAAUGGGUUCGAUUCCACCUGAACUGAGUUUGGAUUUUAGGCCGUCGUCGUUUGUACCUAAAACGAUCAGUGAUUUCCUCAAGGAGGUUUCCAGGAUCGGGAGCGUCUCUGAGAAAGUGUCGAAGCUUGAUGGUUUUGUCAAGGGACUUGAGGAGGAGAUGCGGAAGAUCGACGCCUUCAAACGCGAGCUUCCCCUAUGCAUGCUUCUCUUGAAGGAUGCGAUUAUAGCUUUGAAGGAGGAAUCAAUGCGUUACGCGGCGAAAAAUGCUCUACCAGUUUUGGAAGAGUUCAUUCCAUUAAAGAAGCGAGACCGCGAUGAAGAAGACGAAGAAGAUAGAGCAGCUGCGAGAAAGAAGGAGGACUGUAGAGAUAAGAAAAACUGGAUGAGCUCUGUUCAGUUAUGGAACAGUGAGGAUCUCCCCUCUAGUACUGUUAACCACCGAAGCUUUGAUCCAAAACAAAAUCACAAACUAGAAACCAAGAAAAAGGAUGGACAGAACCAGUGUGCAAAUGUGGAUCUAUUAUUCCAGACUGCUAGAAACAGGGCUAGUGCCAGGACGAUUAUGCCAUUUAAAGGAUUCUCUGGUUUUCCGGGGAGGAAGGAGGAUAAGGAGGAAUUACCUGUACAAGGAUUAUCUCUCUCAACUCCUGGGAUUAAGAGUUUGAGGGAUGAACUCAAUUCGGGAUCGAGGACUAGUUGUAGCCAGGCAGUUUCUUCCUCCGCCACAAUUUCUCAGUCUAAUUUCCGGUCAGGACCCCAGCCACCACAUCAACAGACUUCUAGGAAGCAGAGAAGGUGCUGGUCUCCAGAGUUGCAUCGCAGAUUUGUCAAUGCUUUGCAACAACUUGGAGGUUCUCAAGUGGCGACCCCAAAGCAGAUUAGAGAACUUAUGCAAGUGGAUGGCUUGACAAACGACGAAGUGAAGAGUCAUUUGCAAAAAUACCGGCUGCAUACACGAAGAGUUCCACCAACCAAUGCCACCUCCACUACGAAUUCAUCAGCCAUGAUGUUGGGAGGUUUGUGGGUGUCUCAAGAUCAGUACGUUGACUCCUCGAAGCCCAGCAAUUCCCAGUCUGGCUCUCCUCAAGGGCCUCUCCAGCUGACAUACACUGGAGGGACCUCAACUACUGGAGGCGAUAGCAUGGAAGACGACGGAGAUGCAAAAUCCGAGAGCUAUAGCUGGAAAGGCCACAUUCAUAAACCAGGAAAAGAUGAUGUAUAAAAGUGUAUCCACCAUGAAAUUUUUGCAGAUACAAGUAUACAUGGGAUGAGUUUGUUAGACUACUGAUUACAAAUAAUGUAUAAAUACAUAUAACUGAGAAGGAUUUUUCAGAUUUUGAGAGCACGGGAGACAGGGACCGAAGAGACAGAGACUUGAGACAGAGGAUGUGAAAUUUUGCAGAGAUUAGUUUUCCUUCUGUAUGGACAUGCAAGAGUUUUGUUUUCCCUCCGGAAAUGAUAUAAGAAAUCUAAGCAGAACCCAUGUUUCCAUGGACAAAACACGAGCUUUCUCUGGUA
Molecule: messenger RNA, 1829 nt
Organism: Carica papaya (papaya)
Lineage: Eukaryota; Viridiplantae; Streptophyta; Magnoliopsida; Brassicales; Caricaceae
Product: Homeodomain-like superfamily protein
Biological process (GO): regulation of DNA-templated transcription
Molecular function (GO): DNA binding; DNA-binding transcription factor activity
Source: RefSeq, a predicted model, not a curated record